GCUAGCGUUUCGCCAUGGUCCUUGCGCUGCUCUCUCCCAUGCUCCCCAACUACCGACCUUCCACGCCGCCGCUCGCCGAGCACCUCCUCAUGCCGCAGCAGCGCGCGCACUGCUGCCUCGGGGAAAUCCCCACCCCCACCUUCUGCCGCCGGAAAGGCCACCCCGACGACGCGUCCACCGCCACCGUCGACUGGGCUUCCGUCCGCCGGGCGUGCAAGGAGUGGCUCAAGAACCCCAUGAACAUCGCGCUGCUGCUCUGGCUGCUCUGCGUCGGCGUCUCCGGCGGCAUGUUCGUGCUCCUCCUCCUCGGCCUGCUCGACGGUGCGUUCCCGGCGGCGGCGGAAAGGAACCGGUGGAUCGAGAUCAACGUCCAGGUUCUGAACGCGCUCUUCACGCUGAUGAGCCUGUACCAGCACCCCGCGCUCUGCCACCACCUCUUCCUCCUCUGCCGCUGGCGCCCCCGCGAUGCCGCUGACCUCCGCGCCGCCUACUGCAAGGGCGCCGGCGCCGCGCCGCGCCCCCGCGAUCGAGUGCACAUGGCCGUCGUCGUGGCGCUGCUGCACCUCACGGUCGCGUGCCAGUACGUGCAGUGCGGCCUCUACUGGGGGUACUCCAAGGCCACCCGCCCCGAGCUCGCCGAGGCCGGCUUCUUCGUGCUCGGCGUCGUCGCGCCGGUUGCCGCCGCCGUGUACACCGUCUGCAGCCCGCUGGGAAAAGACGGCCAGUGCCACGAGCUCGCCUUCUUCGAUUCAACCUCGGCAACACAAAUGCACCCCACCCCCGUUGGUCACCUUGUAAUUGAGCCCGAGUGGGCCGGCGGCAUGUUUGACUGCGGCGGCGACGCGCCGUCGACGUGGUGCCUCUCCCUGUCGUGCACCUUCUGCGUGUUCGGGUGGAACAUGGAGAGGCUGGGUUUCGGCAACGCCUACGUGCACGCCGUCACGUUUGCGCUCCUGUGCUUCGCGCCGCUCUGGGUGCUGGGCGUCUCGGCGCUGCACAUCCACGACUACGUCAUCUGCGACGUGGUCGGCGGCGCUGGCGUUCUGCUCUGCGCGUGCGGCCUGCUCUAUGGCGGCUACUGGAGGAUCCAGAUGCGGAAGAGAUUUGGCCUUCCAGGGAGCAGGGCGUGCUGCGGCUCCAAGUCGUUGACGGACUACGCGCGGUGGCUCUUGUGCUGGCCGUGGGCGCUGGCGCAGGAGGUGCGCACGGCGAACCUGUACCAUGUCGACGGCGAGAUCCUCUACUCCAAGGUUGCUGAGGAUGAUCAUGCGGACAGCAGGAAGCCGUUGCUCGUAGUGUCCAAUGAUCAUGACGUUUUCAGGGCAACAGACACGGUUAUAGUAUCUCAGGCAUCACCGCCGAAUGGUCAUCUGGUUGUUGUUGAUGACGAAACGACCAUGGCUCCACCGGUUCAGGUUGUGGUUGUGCAACAACUGGAGGGUGAUAAAUCUGACGAUAGCAGUGUUCCUCUUCAAGGUGAGAUGAGCAAUUCUUCGAUUCUGACAUCGGUGACGGUGAGGGAGGAGGAUGCAGCUUUGUUGGAGUCAAACCGAGCAGUGACAGAAGAAGAUGGUCAUGGUAUGCCAUCUGAUGGAAGUUGGAGAGUGGAAAAGGUGAAGAAACUGAUCAAUAUGGUCACACUGGUGUCCCUGCUCAUUCUUUUGUACACGAGGGGAAUCAUUCUAUAGAGAAGCAGAAGAAAUUGGACAUGUAUGAUGUGCAUUAGAGGCUGUAGAUUACAUCUUUCCUCUUUCUCCACUUUUUUGUUUGGGUGAAAUCAGGAUUGUAUGAAUUAGAUUGAGUUCAUCGGUGUAUAUGACAGAAACACUUGUAACAGAAGUGCACAAGAUUUAGAUGGAACUGUAGUUUUUUGUAAGGU
This is a messenger RNA of Setaria italica (foxtail millet), 1879 nucleotides long. RefSeq lists its product as uncharacterized. Gene Ontology annotation, molecular function: cyclase activity. Bases 15 to 1688 code for a protein of 557 amino acids. NCBI's taxonomy places the organism in Eukaryota, Viridiplantae, Streptophyta, Magnoliopsida, Poales, Poaceae. The record is from RefSeq and is a predicted model, not a curated record. The transcript has a single exon. Gene Ontology annotation, biological process: sesquiterpene biosynthetic process.